AUGCCGUCGCGACGCACGCACACCAAGUCCCGCAAGGGCUGUUUGGAAUGUAAAAGGAGGCAUGUCAAGUGCGAUGAAGAUCUUCCCAAGUGUACACUGUGCAAGAGACGAGGAUUAGAGUGCAGCUAUCCACAGGGUGAUCAUGAAAGCUCUCAAGGAUCUCCUCUAGAGCGAGAUGACUCCGAGAACAGUGGUCGGGCCCCUGGUGAUCUUCCAAUGCCCACGCGCAUGCUGGAGAUGAAACUCAUGCAUCACUACAUGACGUCUACCUACCAAACAUUAUCUCAGGACGGGCUUUCAGCUUAUCAUUUGUCAAUGUCUAUCCCGCAGAUGGCGACAUCAUUUCCUUUCUUAUUGGACACUAUCCUCGCAUUGUCUGCGUUGCACUUGGCCUCGCUCGAAGCUGAUAAUCGCCUCAAAUGGCUAGACGCCGCCGUGCGUUAUCAAAGUCAAGCUUGCUCUGGUCUCGGCAAGAUUCUACCGGAAAUCACGUUACAACAAUACGAGCCCGCGUUUGUGUCCUCCGUCUUUAUUAUAAUUUUUGCGACCGGAUUUCAUUCAAUAUCAGCUGAAAAUACCCCCGGCGAUCCUUUCUCGCCAGUCAUCGAAGUUCGCACGCUGCUCAAUGGCGCCUCCAUGCUUUUUAACCGGUUUAAUGAAGUUGGCGCGGAUGGAUCACUGGGUGGCUGGCUUUGCAUACCAGAUUCUGUAGAGGCUCUAUGGCAGCCAAAUAAUAAUACUUCAUCGCAUGGGAUCAGUGAAAAGUUGUUCAGUUUGCACAAGGAUUUGAUGGCAUCCAUCGAGCGGUUAAAAGUCAAAAUCGAUUCAGAGCAAAGACCGCACCAAGCAGUUUACAAGGCCACAUGGGAACUAUUGAAUUAUGCGAUCGAGCCCUGGCCCAAGAUUGGUGCGCAAGGUGGACCUAUUGCAUGGCCUCUUUUCAUCACCGAUCAGUUUCUUUCACUCCUCCAGGAAGGUAACUGGCUGGCAAAGGUUCUAUUUUUGCACUGGGGUCUGGCUAUGCGGUUACUGUGUAAUCGCUGGUAUGUUCGCGACUGGGGUCGGCAAUUAAUCCUAGCCACAUUAGACCCGUUGAAAGACUCGGAGAUACCCGCUAUGUGGGCGGAUGAUAUAUCUUGGAUAAAAAUUGCGGCUGAGAUCAAUGAAUAA
Molecule: messenger RNA, 1170 nt
Organism: Penicillium waksmanii
Lineage: Eukaryota; Fungi; Ascomycota; Eurotiomycetes; Eurotiales; Aspergillaceae
Exons: 4
Coding region: 1-1170 (389 amino acids)
Biological process (GO): regulation of transcription by RNA polymerase II
Molecular function (GO): DNA-binding transcription activator activity, RNA polymerase II-specific; zinc ion binding
Source: RefSeq, a predicted model, not a curated record